This is a messenger RNA of Thamnophis sirtalis, 4380 nucleotides long. RefSeq names its product TATA-box binding protein (gene TBP). Lineage: Eukaryota; Metazoa; Chordata; Lepidosauria; Squamata; Natricidae. The record is from RefSeq and is a predicted model, not a curated record. Gene Ontology annotation, molecular function: DNA binding. Gene Ontology annotation, biological process: DNA-templated transcription initiation.
UAUGUUGUCUAAUACAUGCUUGACGAAAUAAAUAAAUAAAUAAAAUAAAACUCCUCGGAUAGCUAUUGUGUACACUCACACAGACCGAUCCCUGGGCAUGGGUUGUCUGAAAACAUCACAUCCCUCUGUGUAUGUAGGGCUGAUUUGCAAGAUUUGCUCGCCCGCGAAAGGAAUAUGCCUGGGCUGAACAAAGAGGUGUAGUAGAUAAGGUAUGAAUGUGUGUCUCAGAACAACUCAUUCAGGGUAAUUUGAAUGGAUUUUCAGCUCUCUUGAGAUGGUUGAAGGGCUUUGGCUAACACGGAUCUAUAAUGUGGGCUCUUAAGAAUGUUAACAGUAACAGAGUUGGAAAGGACCCUGGAGGUCAUCUAGUCCAACCCUCUGCUCACGCAGGAGACCUAUACUAGGGAUUCGAACCGUCGAAUGGCAUAGUUUUGCAGUUUUAGACUUUGCCCUUACACAAAGUUACCCCAUAUUUAGAUGGCGAUGUAUGUAAUUUAGCUUAUUCAAAACAUGGUGAGACAGUCAUGUUAUGUUUUGGAAAUUUUCUGUUAAGUGGAACAUUGGAAUCCUGUUCCACAAUUCUUCCCUUAAUAGCCCCAGUAGCCAUGAACCUGUUUUCAGUGGCUCUGUACUAGUUCAGGUACUUAAAUGUAAAUGGAUCAAUCUAAUAAAGAAAUUGAAUUUUUUACAUUGUUGUUUUAAACGUAGUAUAAUAGUAAAAUAAUUUUUGAAGAUCAGUGCAUCAGACAGAUCUGCUUGUUGCCUUUGAGACUCACCCAUUUGCAAUUUUCCUCUAAAUGCACUUCAAAGUGUAGUGGUAUUUAUAGGCAUCAUACCCCCACUCAAGCUUAUUAUAUUCAUGCUGUCUGUGGUGGGUGGCCGCCUAUUUGUAAUGGGGAGGAAAGAAAAAUGUUAUACCACUUCUGUUGUGAUCUCUUAGCCACUUCAGCAAUCUGCUAUACAUUAGAGGCAUUCUUGUUAUCCUCUUACAGUAUUUUAGAAAUCACUGCAGAGAAAUGGUCACAAUGUAGAGAUUCUGUGGAAAAUGAAAGGGUUAUCCCCAAUGAGCAUGGUCAUGCUUUGUUUUCUCAUGAAACUGAGAAUUAAAGAAUAAAUUUAUAUGUUUUAAAUGUAGAGGAACUGUAGUUAAUUGUGACAGUUUAAUAUUUGCUCUGAUUUUAUUUGUGUAGAAAUAGAUGAGAUUUCUUAAUCCCAUUUAUACUACUGACAUAUUAGUUUAAAUAUUAAUACCAGUACAUACAUUCCUCCAAAUAUUGAUAAAAUGUAACCAAAGUGUAACAACUCUUGUUUAUAGUUCAGUCCUCUGUAUGUAUACAUUCUAUGGUUAAUGUUGCUUAUAGACACAAAACCAUACAUAAACCACAAAAUAGGAAAUAAGUCCUUUCAAAUUUAGAAUAUUUUGCUGAUGAGUCUGGUUUUUUUUCUGAGCUUAGUUGUUUUCUUGCAGAGGUCUCAUUAUCCAGACUAGUAACAUCAGUGCUUGCCUUAUCUGUGUUGGUGGGAGUGGUUUUGGAAGGUGUUUGGUUGAACCCUUUACUGUUACCUUGUUUGGCAGUUCCUUGAUUGGGGUAUUGAUUACUUCUUGAAUGUAAAUCUGGUGUUAAUCUUGGAGUUAAUCUAUGCUCUUCAGAGUACUGAUUGCUGAUGGGGAGGUAUUUUGAUCUUUUAUUCUUGUGAUUGGUUAAGAUUUAUUAUCAUAGUUUUAACAGGGAAACUAACCAUCCUAGACCAAGCCAAAUUCAAAAAUGCUAGAUAAUUCUUAGAAGCCUGGCACUUUAACAAAUUGGCCAUCAAUAGACAUAAUCAACAUCUACAUGUGUGCAAAAGCCAAAAAGGGAACAAAAACCCAGGCAUCUCCUCACUGUCAUUCAUCACUCUGAUGAUCAUAGAUUAACACCAAGAUUAACAUCAGACCAAGACCAUUCCCACCACAGGGCAUGCCCCUAGAAUAUAAAUUGAGAGCAAACUCUAGUUCUUACUAUCACUGAUGAUGUUUAGUUUGGGUAAUGAAACUUCUGCAAGAAAACAAGCAAGAGGACACCAAUGACCCAUCAUUUCAAGCCUGAGCUACAAAUAUUCUCCUCUAUUGGAAUAUUUGCUGUUUGUCACAUCUUUUUGUUCACUUUUGACAGGUAGGAUAUUUAGACCUUAUGUAUUCUGAUUACAAUUUUUGCAGAUAAAAAUUCUUAUGGAAAGAGAAUUUCUUAAGUAUAGAUUUAUGUUUUUAGCUAGAUAAUUUUAGAUUAUUGAAGUUAUGCGUCCAAUUGAGUAAGCAUUAAAUUUUAUUUUUAAUUUUCACUACUGCACUGCUAAAUCAUAAUUCUUAAAAUAAAUGACUACUCCUAGUACGGUAGCGGGAAUGACCAUUAGUGUAACUUCUCUAGUGGGGAUGACUAAACAAAGUGUACAGGAUUUGUGGUUUAUUUAGUGUGUGCAAAUAGAGAAGUCUUGUGCUACUUUUGUAACAAAUUACAAUUCGAUAACCAUGUUCUUGAUUUUUUUAUAACUUGUUCUUGGUGGGAGAAAGUGACAAGGAUCCUCUUUUCCAUUUGUGCUAAAUAUACAAUGAAAGGAGAUUUCAUGGAUUCUUUAUCACCUGCUAAAAGGAACACUACAAAGAGACUGACUGAACUAGUCAUGGUCUGGAAUCUUUAUUUUACAUACUUGAUGUUUUAUCAAAUAUGUCAAUACAGACUGCAAUUUAGUUUUUGGGAUGCUUUAAGGAAAGCUACUUCCUUAAGGUAGAUGUUGUGAAGCUUGAUUUCUGGAUUUAAUUUCUGGAAGUAGUCCUCAUUUGACUGGACACCUGAUUGCUGCAAUGGAUCAAAACAACAGUUUACCACCCUAUGCUCAGGGCUUAGCAUCCCCACAGAGUGCAAUGACUCCAGGCAUCCCUAUUUUUAGUCCUAUGAUGCCCUAUGGCACUGGGCUCACACCUCAACCUGCUCAGAGUACCAACAGUUUAUCAAUCCUGGAAGAACAACAGAGGCAGCAGCAACAACAAGCAGCAGCACAGCAGUCCAGUUCACAACCAACACAAGCAGCAUCUGGUCAAACCCCACAGCUCUUCCACUCACAGACUCUUACAACUGCCCCUUUACCAGGAACCACACCUCUCUACACCUCUCCCAUGACUCCCAUGACCCCCAUAACGCCUGCCACCCCUGCUUCCGAAAGCUCUGGGAUUGUACCGCAGCUGCAGAAUAUUGUGUCUACAGUAAAUCUUGGUUGCAAACUCGACCUCAAAACCAUUGCCCUUCGUGCUCGAAAUGCUGAAUACAAUCCCAAGCGUUUUGCUGCUGUAAUUAUGAGAAUUAGAGAACCAAGAACAACUGCCCUUAUAUUUAGUUCUGGUAAAAUGGUGUGCACAGGAGCUAAAAGUGAAGAACAGUCCAGGCUGGCUGCGAGAAAGUAUGCUAGAGUUGUACAGAAGUUGGGCUUUCCUGCAAAAUUCUUGGAUUUUAAAAUUCAAAAUAUGGUGGGCAGUUGUGAUGUAAAAUUCCCCAUCAGACUUGAGGGAUUAGUUCUUACGCAUCAACAGUUUAGCAGUUAUGAACCAGAAUUGUUUCCUGGUUUAAUCUACAGAAUGAUCAAACCAAGAAUUGUAUUGCUCAUAUUUGUUUCUGGAAAGGUAGUUUUAACAGGUGCAAAAGUCAGAGGUGAAAUUUAUGAAGCAUUUGAAAAUAUUUAUCCUAUUUUAAAAGGAUUCAGAAAAACGACGUAACAGUUCCAUGUGUUUAUUCAUGAAGCUGGAGCACAUUUUUAAAGGUAUUGAUUAUGGCACAGCAGUAACACACACAUCAGGACUUGGAAUCUUUUCCCAGAUAGUGCCUCUUUCCCUGUUUUUCACGGGAAGGGAACAUAUCAUUGUGUGUUUCGUCUGCACUAAGUUACUGUGCAUUGCUUCACCAUGUUCUCACACAAGAAAAACUGAGCUUAUUUAUAUUUCUGGCUCUUAAAAUGGCUAAUUUUUAAAAUCUGAGUGUCUUAUGCUGGCAAACUGGUUCAACUGUAUUAUCCAACAUUUAAAACUCUGGGGUUACUUACAGUAUUCUUUCAACCGUGGAUUUUAUAAUCAGAAACGUUAAUUUUAUGCUUUUAGACCUACUUCCACAUUCCCUACAUUUCCAGUGUUCAGCAGGACAGAAACUUUGCUAGUGAAGACAGAUGGCUGUAUAUAUUAUUUUGUGAAGCAAUUCUAAAUGUAUAAUUACUUGACUAAAUAAUUUGAAUAGUAAAAUUUGUGGUCAAUCUUUGCUUUUGCUGUUUUAAUGUGCUAACUGCAUGCAUAUAGCUAAAAUAACUUGAUUUUUAUAAGAUUUUUUAUUAACAAUCCAGUAUUAAAGUAAUGUUUUGCCA